Myripristis murdjan (pinecone soldierfish) is the source of this 3990-nucleotide messenger RNA. Its product is annotated as dipeptidyl peptidase 9. Gene Ontology annotation, molecular function: serine-type peptidase activity; dipeptidyl-peptidase activity. The coding region runs from base 278 to 2935 and encodes 885 amino acids. The transcript is spliced from 21 exons. The record is from RefSeq and is a predicted model, not a curated record. NCBI's taxonomy places the organism in Eukaryota, Metazoa, Chordata, Actinopteri, Holocentriformes, Holocentridae. Gene Ontology annotation, biological process: proteolysis.
GCGCAGCGCUGGUUGCCGCUGACGCCUCCCAGCAGCGGCAGUGCGGCCCUGAAAAGGUGCCGCUGCGUCAGGCACCAGGGUGAAGGUUCCUCUUGGUUUCUCCCCGAUCAGAAAGCAAGCUACAUUUUUACGUGUGGCCACUUUGGGCCAUGGAUACAGCCCUUAGCACUUGCAAAAUUUGUUUAUUGACACCGAGCUAACAAAGCGUGAGGCUGUUGGUAAAAGAAACAGUGGCCAGAUUGGUUGCAGAGUCAGAGUGAGGCGUGUUGACCAGUGAAUGCAUAGAGUCAAGAAGGUCAAACUUUGUGACAAUACAGAGGGUAUCUGGAAAAGCUGUGUGACGGUGAGCAUGACGGCGGUGGACGGCCUCUCGGACAGCACGGAGGUGGUGGAGAUGGAGGAUGUCCCGUCUCAAUUCUAUGUGGAGAAGCACUCCUGGGAUGGCCUCCGUGACAUCAUCCACUGUAGCAGGAAGUACUCGGGCAUGAUUGCCAACAAGGCCCCCCAUGAUUUCCAGUUUGUGCAGAAGAAAGAUGAGAAUGGUCCCCACUCCCAUCGGUUGUACUACCUCGGAAUGCCUUAUGGAAGCAGAGAGAACUCAUUACUCUACUCAGAAAUCCCCAAGAAGAUCCGGAAAGAGGCUCUCUUAGUGUUGUCGUGGAAACAGAUGCUGGAUCACUUCCAGGCCACACCGCACCAGGGGGCCUACUCCCGAGAGGAAGAGCUGCUGCGGGAGCGUAAACGUCUGGGAGCAUUUGGUAUCACCUCAUAUGACUACCAUGCCCAGACGGGCCUGUUCCUCUUCCAGGCCAGCAACAGCCUCUUCUACUGUCAGGAUGGAGGCAAUAACGGCUUCAUCCAGUCUGCUCCUAUAAAACCCGUGGAGAUCAAGACCCAGUGCUCAGGGACCCGCAUGGACCCUAAGAUCUGCCCUGGAGACCCUGACUUCAUCGCCUUCAUCAACAAUAACGACCUGUGGAUUGCCAACAUCAAGACCAGCGAGGAGAGGAGGCUCACCUACUGCCACAAAGGUCUGGAUAAUGUGAAGGAGGAUCCCAAGUCUGCGGGCAUCGCCACAUUUGUCAUCCAGGAAGAGUUUGAUCGGUUCACUGGCUACUGGUGGAGCCCCUCAGCAACAGAAGACCCUGAUGGAGGGAAGACUAUGUACUUGUUGUAUGAAGAGGUGGAUGAGACAGAAGUAGAGAUUAUUCAUGUUCCAUCUCCAGCACUGGAGGAGCGGAAAGCAGAUGCAUACAGAUAUCCUCGCACAGGUAGCAAAAAUCCCCAGGCCACCCUUAAACUGGCAGAGAUCAAGACAGACCAUCAAGGAAGAAUUAUAAACACGCAAGACAAAGAGCUGGUUGUCCCCUUCACCUCCCUCUUUCCUGGGACAGAAUACAUCGCUAGGGCAGGAUGGACGAGUGAUGGCAAAUAUGGCUGGGCAGUCCUGCUGGACCGCAGUCAGAGGAAACUCCAGCUAGCCCUUCUGCCUCCAGCGCUCUUCAUCCCGGUCACAGAUGACCCCGCUCAGAGGCAGGACAGUCUGGAGACUCUGCCCAGCAACACACAGCCAUACAUAAUCUAUGAAGAAACCACCGACGUCUGGAUCAAUGUCCAUGAUAUUUUCUAUCCAUUUAUUCAAACGACAGAGGAUGAGUUCACUUUCAUUUGGGUGAAUGAGUCUAAAACGGGCUUCAGUCAUCUGUAUAAAAUCACUUCCCUGUUACAACCUGGCUGCUACAAUUGGGCAGGGGAGUACCAACACAUAGAGGGAGACUUCAAAUGUGCAAUCAAAGAGGAGGUUACCUUGACCAGUGGAGAGUGGGAAGUACUGGCAAGACAUGGUUCCAAGAUAUGGGUGAAUGAGGCAACAAAGCUGGUGUAUUUCCAGGGCACCAGGGACACCCCUCUGGAGCACCACCUGUACGUAGUCAGCUACGACUCACCCGGAGAUGUGGUCAGACUGACCAAGCCUGGCUUCUCUCAUAGCUGCUGUGUUAGUCAGAACUUUGACAUGUUUGUCAGCCACUACAGUAACGUGAGCACGCCCCCUUGUGUUCAUGUCUACAAGCUGACUGGCUCAGAAAACAACCCACUACACAUGGUACCUGAGUUCUGGGCCAGCAUGAUGGAAUCACCAGGUUGCCCAGGAGAUUACAAUCCACCAGAGAUUUUUGACUUCCCAGGGAAGUCGGGCUUCCAGCUGUAUGGGAUGGUGUACAAGCCUCACAACUUGCAGCCUGGCAGGAAACACCCCACUGUCCUCUUCGUGUACGGUGGCCCACAGGUCCAGCUGGUCAACAACUCUUUCAAGGGGAUGAAAUACCUCCGUCUGAACACACUGGCCUCUCUGGGCUACGCUGUGGUUGUCAUCGAUGGGAGGGGAUCCUGUCAGAGGGGCCUGGAGUUUGAAGGAGCGCUAAAAAAUAAAAUGGGCCAAGUGGAGAUUGAAGACCAGGUGGAGGGGCUGCAGUACGUGGCAGAGAGGUUCAACUUUGUGGACCUGAGCCGUGUAGCUAUCCAUGGCUGGUCCUAUGGGGGCUUCCUGUCGCUCAUGGGCCUCAUCCAGAGACCCAAUGUCUUCAAGGUGGCCAUCGCAGGCGCUCCAGUGACUGUGUGGAUGGCCUACGACACCGGCUACACAGAGCGCUACAUGGACGUACCUGAGAACAACCAGCAAGGCUAUGAGGAAGGCUCUGUGGCGCUGCAUGUCGACAAGCUGCCCAGCGAGCCCAACCGUUUGCUGAUUCUCCAUGGAUUCCUAGAUGAGAAUGUGCACUUUUUCCAUACCAAUUUCUUAGUGUCACAGAUAAUCCGUGCUGGGAAGCCCUACCAGCUUCAGGUCUAUCCCAACGAGCGACACAGUAUCCGCUGCCCCGAGUCCGGAGAGCACUACGAGAUAAUGCUGCUGCACUUUUUACAACAAUACCUCUGAAGCAAGACGAGGGGAGAAGUGAAGUCCGGUCUCCCCUCUGUCCUUCUAUACCCCUCCAGCUCCUCGCCCAUCUUCACUGUCCUUAGCCCCCGCCCCCGUCCCCAGCUCCCACCUUGUCACAGAGACUAUCAGAGACGCUCCGCAGCCACAAGCCAUUCUCAACUACGAACUAGACAUCUCACUACUCAACUAUACUUCCUUUGUUCGCUCGAUUCUGUCUCUUGUUCUGUUACUUGCUCACUCCGUCUCCUCUGUGCCCUCCCCCCUGUGUACAGUCUGGGGUAUGGUUUACGAGGACAGAGUUUUGGUGUUUCACCCUGAAAACUGAACAAAGGCAGGCUAUAUGGAGAAAUAUUUGCAGGCUGCGUCACAUUGACUCAUCGCUCACCCACAUCCUCAUUUCUGGAACCAUGAUGUUUUUUUUUUGCCAAAUGUUUUAGUGUCAUUUUCCCUGCGCCCCACCUGUUUUAUUCACUUGAGUCAGUGGUAGGAACGGGGACACAGCUCUUGGAUAUGAAAUGGAACCUGUACACAUAUUUGCAGACAUGAGUCUAUACACAAGUACACACACAUAUGUAACAACACAUGCAGUUUAUUCCACAAAUACACUCAAACUCACUCAAACAGAACUGCAAUAUCCUUACAUACUGUGAGUGUAUACCUUGCAGGGUUGCGUAAUGAUGAAGAUGGGAAGAAAACCCAGGCUCUUCCUCUAUCAAGUGAUUUUAAGUGUGUAUUGUUUAAAAUAAAUACAUAUUUUUAUGAAUUUUUAUUCUUUUAUAAUGAGUGUCGAUUGAAGCCACUCAUUGAUUUUUUUUUUUUUUUGCGCCGUUUUCUCCCUUCACAUUACAUCGCUCAAGGUGUCUGCUUGCCUUCUUAAGACAUAUUUUAUGAUAUUUGCCAAAGUACCUCUUGACUCUUGAUCAUGCUGGUAUUUCCUUUUUUUACUGCUAUAAAGACAACAGGAGGGUGAGCACUGGAGUCUUACAACAGCUUUGUACCACCGGAAUACAAUUUGUACAUGAUAAUGAAUAAAUGUAUGAUGAAAUCACAUA